UUUGGUGUGCUGGUUUCUGGUCUUAUCAUAUUUAGUUGAUUCCAGCCUAGGGUUCAGCUUUCUGCAAGAUGGCCGACAAGCCUGAUGUCAGUGAGAUCUCCCACUUUGAUAAGUCCAAACUGAAGAAGACUGAGACUCAGGAGAAGAAUAUUCUUCCUACCAAAGAGGUAAUUGAACAGGAGAAGCAGAGUGACUCGUAAUGACUUGCUCCUGUUCAUCACCGAGUUCAGGUUACAAGGUUUUCAAGUUCUUCCCAUGAGCAAGAUGGAUUCUCAACCAGCAGAGCUACCUGAACAAGUUUCAAGUUGCUCCCUGAAAAUGGAUGGUGGGGAUGCUGUUAUUGAACUUGAAAUAAACUUAUAGACAUGCUGUCUGUUGUGCCCUUUCA
Ictalurus punctatus (channel catfish) is the source of this 388-nucleotide messenger RNA. RefSeq names its product thymosin beta-b. The transcript has 3 exons. The coding region runs from base 69 to 200 and encodes 43 amino acids. The record is from RefSeq and is a predicted model, not a curated record. Gene Ontology annotation, cellular component: cytoplasm. Lineage: Eukaryota; Metazoa; Chordata; Actinopteri; Siluriformes; Ictaluridae. Gene Ontology annotation, biological process: actin filament organization; regulation of cell migration. Gene Ontology annotation, molecular function: actin monomer binding.